Molecule: messenger RNA, 1372 nt
Organism: Neoarius graeffei (lesser salmon catfish)
Lineage: Eukaryota; Metazoa; Chordata; Actinopteri; Siluriformes; Ariidae
Gene: orc6
Product: origin recognition complex, subunit 6
Exons: 7
Coding region: 56-841 (261 amino acids)
Biological process (GO): DNA replication initiation; DNA replication
Cellular component (GO): nuclear origin of replication recognition complex
Molecular function (GO): DNA binding
Source: RefSeq, a predicted model, not a curated record
AAAAUUCCCGCGAAAACAGCUCAGCGUGUGUAGUAGUUUAACAAAAGCAUCAAAAAUGGAUGGUGAAUUAUUCCGUAAACUUGCUUCUAAAAUGGGAAUAACUUCUCCUAAAGUGCUGAGACAGGCAGAGGAGUAUCUGCGGCUGUCUCAGGUGAAAUGUGCAGGUCUCGGAGGUUCUACAGCCAGCAGUCAGGCUGUGAUCUGCCUUGAGCUGGCAGCCACAACUGUCAAGUUCCCCAUAGACAAGGAGUACGCCGUCAAGCUUUCGGGAUUGAAUCAGAAAGCGUAUCAGAGCAGUCUGAAGGCCAUGGAGUGUUUGCUGGGUCUGGAGAGCAGUCUGGGGCUCAGGGAUGUGGCCGUGCAGUACGGGUGCGUGGAGGCGGUCAAGGCGGCAUCUCAGAUCCUUCAGCGGUACAAGGCCAGUUUACCUGCAGCUCAGCAACAAGAUGUGGAUCUGUCUAAACCCCUGUUCACUACGGCUGCUCUGUUCACCGCCUGCAGGUGCAUGAAAAUCCAAGUUGAUAAGAAGCUGACGUCGUCCUCGGGGACGAAGAAGGCCGUGUUCGACAGGCUGUGUGCUCAGCUGCUGAAGUUCGGCCAAGAGAUCUGCAGUGAUGCCUCUUCUGUGAAGCGACAGAUCAAACCAACACAAAAAAGACAGAAGACUCUCACAGAGACACUGCAGGAAGCAGAGGAGGAUGAUAGCUUGCCAACGUCUCCUAAGCAACAGCGGGAACCAGCACUGAGGGAGAACAACUCUGAGGAAGAAAUGAAACAAAAUUACGAGGAGUGGAAAAGAAAAAUCCUGGAAAACGCUCUUGGAGCUAAAAGCAGUGGAUAGUGAGGGCCAUGCCUGUUAGAUUUUUUUUUUAAAUUAAUAUUUGUCAUGUUUUGGUUUCCUUCUUUAACAUUGUCCUUUUAUCUGAACAAAAUUUAAUUUCCCCUGACUGGGGGUGAGAGAGAGAGAGAGAGAGAAAAGAGAGAGUGUGUAAAGGUGUUAUCAGAUGACCCUGACCUACGGUAUGUGUACGACUAUUCAGUGUCCUGUAUUAUUUCCCUUGUUCGUUUGGUGGAGCUGGGUGUUAAAAGCCCUGUAAUGAAGGAGAAGAGCCGCCAUGUCUGAGGGUCGAUGCUCGUUGUUCAUGUGUGGAUUCGGGUGCGUUUUAAUCAACUCUUAUUCCCUGUGAUUCAUUCACAUCAAGGCUCCUGUGUGGUGAUGUGAAGGGGUUCAUGGGAGCGUUUGCAGUCACAGGCAUGCAAGUGUGUGUGUGUGUGUGUGUACAUGCUCAUCAUCCCUAAAGGGAAUGAAUAACACACCAUGUUAUUCAGCACAUUCAGUACUGCUGUUUUUUAAUAAAACUAAAUGAUCAAA